GAACGCGACCGUUAGUUAGUUCCGUAAUUCAUUCUCGAACAUGAGGCCACUAUUGUUUAGCCUGCUGGUCGGGGCAUUUUUGAUCCUAACCAUUUCCGAUGGCAUUGGCAUUUUAGCGGAAAUGGAUCCAAAGCAAAGCUGUUUCCCGGGAACGAUUCCCGCCAUCAAGAGUGACCUCAUGCGAACCCUAAUCCUGUGCUACGUGUACGGAUGUCCGGACGAAGUAACGGACCUGAUUGCGCAGAACUUCAACACACUGCACCACUAUGACAUGCAUCCGGAGGUCCUGCUCGGAGAUGAUAAUUCGACUGAUACGGCGCUAGCUUCGAAGUCCAAGGACGAGCCACCGGUGAGCACACUAACGAAGCUGGCCAAACUUACUUCGGCUCUGGAGAAGGAUCGAAUAGCGGCCUUAACCGUUUGUACGGAUUGGAUGUCGUUGCUGAACAAACUGCUGAUCGACAUCAUGCAAGUAGAUGUCAAGUGUUUCCUUGAGCCGGACCCCAAAUAUCCUCCGGAAUUGGACUCGGAUGGGGCUGAAAUCGAUUGUGAUGAGAUGACAGUUUACAUGAAGCAGUUGCAAAAGUACUUCCGCAGCCAGUGCGAUUCGAAAGGGGAGAAUUGCAAUGCAAAACUCAAGACCGCCGUCAAUUGGUUCGGUCGAGCGUACAAACAGAUGGGCCGCAGCUGUUACUACGAUGCGUACGACUAUUUGGAUAACUGAAAUGAGAGUAACAGGAUUUUUUGUUUGAGUUUAAAAUGGGAGGUUAUCAAUGAUAUAGGUUUUGGACCGUUGAAUAAUAAUAUUUGAUGUUGAGUAGUUUGAAAAUAUAUAUAUUUUUAAAAGAA
Molecule: messenger RNA, 849 nt
Organism: Malaya genurostris
Lineage: Eukaryota; Metazoa; Arthropoda; Insecta; Diptera; Culicidae
Exons: 2
Coding region: 41-724 (227 amino acids)
Source: RefSeq, a predicted model, not a curated record